AUGGCCAGCUUCAAAGUUGUUGUGUUCGCUUGCUUCUUGGGCAUCGCCCUUGCACAGGGCCCAUCAGCCGUCGACGUUGCCCAGGACGUCUACAACAGCUGCUUGAAGGGUUUCUCAGUGGGCUGUGUUAAACCGAAGGCAUUAGCCUGGAUGAGCGCCGUCGCCGACGACCAAGUGAUCAGGAUCACCGACGAUCUCCUCAUCGUCAGGAAGAACAACCCAGAAUACACCCAGGAACAACGUGGAUCCGCUGACGUUUUCGACAAAUUCGAGGAUUUCAUCCAGAACCACGAGUUGGUUGCUAAAGUACCAGAAGUGUUGCGCGCCGAUGGUCCAUUAGGAAGCUUGGUCCCAAGGUCAUUCCAACCUGAAGAUUUAUCAGUCCCAUUGGCCUCCACUGGUCGCUCCAAGGUUGUCAAGAAGGUCAUCGUCCCAUUCUUGCUCGGUUUGAAGUUCAAAACCGCCGUCUUGGUUCCUCUCGCUUUGGCUCUGAUCGCCCUCAAGACAUGGAAGGCUCUUACCUUGGGUCUCCUCUCCAUGGUCCUCACCGCCGCCAUGGUCAUCUUCAAGUUCACCAAGCCAAAGGUUGUCAACUACGAAGUCAUCCACUACCCACACCACGUUGACCACCACUUCGACCAUCACGUCGAUCACCACGUCGACCAUCCAGCUGUGACCACCGGAUGGGAUCACGCCAGCUACGGUAGAGCCAUGUCCGCUCAAGAGAUCGCCUACAAAGCCCAACUGAACCAAUAA
Nicrophorus vespilloides is the source of this 756-nucleotide messenger RNA. RefSeq lists its product as uncharacterized. NCBI's taxonomy places the organism in Eukaryota, Metazoa, Arthropoda, Insecta, Coleoptera, Silphidae. The coding region runs from base 1 to 756 and encodes 251 amino acids. The record is from RefSeq and is a predicted model, not a curated record. The transcript is spliced from 4 exons.